UGAUUUUGGCUGUGAUGGUAUCAGACUUUGUUUAACAGUCAAACACACCAGCUUAAGUAAAAUGGCAUCACAAGCUUUGUUCUUCUUCUGCUUGGCCAGUUUGGCCAUCUCCGGCUGUUUGGGAGGCCCAGAUGGUGCAGUCCCAGUAGCCGCUCUGCCUUCCGCCUACUCGGUUCCCUACGCCUCUUCAUACAGCGCCAACGUUGUGAAUCACGCCAUUGCCGCCCCAGUUGCCGCCCGCGUAGCCGCCCCACUAGCUCCAGUUGUAGCCAGGGCAGCCCCCCUUGUGGCCCCAGCUGCUCCUUUAGUGGCUCCAGCUGCUCCCUACCUGGCGUCUCCUUAUGCGGCAGCUGCUCCAUAUGUGGCGUCACCUUAUCUGGCGUCCCCAUACGCAGCGGCCCCUUAUGUGGCUUCUCCAUACGCAGCCUCUCCUUAUGUGGCUUCCCCAUACGCAGCCUCUCCUUAUGUGGCUUCCCCAUACGCAGCCUCUCCUUAUGUGGCUUCCCCGUACGCAGCCGCCCCUUUGAUCGCCGCCAAGUAA
Molecule: messenger RNA, 541 nt
Organism: Dendroctonus ponderosae (mountain pine beetle)
Lineage: Eukaryota; Metazoa; Arthropoda; Insecta; Coleoptera; Curculionidae
Product: proline-rich protein 27-like
Exons: 2
Coding region: 62-541 (159 amino acids)
Source: RefSeq, a predicted model, not a curated record